Molecule: messenger RNA, 1987 nt
Organism: Durusdinium trenchii
Lineage: Eukaryota; Dinophyceae; Suessiales; Symbiodiniaceae
Source: the annotation of a GenBank genome assembly
GGUGGGUGGUGAAGUCGGUUGACCAAGUGGUGGAACCUUGUGGAUUGGAUCAUUUUACAGAAUUUUACAGAAUUCCUCCUGAACACACAGGGCCGGAACUUGUCCAGGAUUGGGAAAGUCUAAGGUCCAAGCACAUGUGGACAGCUGAGCAGGCACACCUUGCCACUAUUUAGGAUGUCCUAGCUGUCACUUUGGUGGGAUAUUCUUGGGUUUGAGAAAGAUCAGGGACCUGUGGGCACUCACUCUCCAUCCCACUAGUUGCAGGCUUUUUGUCAACGGUCCGAGGUAUUUUAUAAGUCCUCUGCGAACCUGUGAAGAGAGCUGUCGUUCAAACAGUCUAUGGCAAGCCCAUGGUACUUGUAGAGAGCAUGGGCACUGAUUUCAGCCGCUGCAUGUUGCAGCCAUGAUUUGCUUAAGAUAGCGAGCCUGCGAGUGGUCGGCACAGGCGGCGGGGCGUCUGGCGGCCUGCGGCCAUGGAUCAGGUGGCCCAGCUGGCCCAAGUGGCGCAGGAGCAGUUGCUGAGCGCCUGGGCCAUGCUGGGGCCGGUGAGCUCCAAGGCUUCCGAGGCCUUCGUGCUGGCGGGGAAGCAGAUGGAACCGCUGCAGAGCACGGUGAUGGCGGCACAGGUGCAGCUUCACGACUACGUCCUGAGACUCUCGUCGGUGCUGGCAGUUCAAGGAGCUUUGGAGUCCAUCUCUGAGGUUGGAAUGGUCCAAGAUCUGGCGCACGCCUCUCUGGGGCAGCGAAAGUUGGCACCAGAGCUCCUGCUGUGGAUUUUCCUGUCCCUGGUGGCGUUGGCCCUCCUGGUACUGUUGGUCGUGCCCAAGGCAAAGCUAGCGGUCUGGGGCUUCUUCUAUUUCUUCCUUGCACGUGACAAAAAGCCGUGCAAGCCCACGGAUAUGAAGAUCGACAAGAACUCGCCGAACUGCAAGAGAAUGAAGAUCGUCUUCAUCCGCCAUGGUGAGUCUCAGUGGAACUCUGUCUUCAACAAGGGCUGGAAGAUUUUUCUGCCCUUUCGCCUGGUCCGGGCGUUGAUCAAAGAGGCGUUCAUGCUCUUUCAGCGGGACUCGCUCUUCUACGACUCCCCGCUGAAUGACCAGGGCAUGCAGCAGGGCUGGGACCUCUUGGCGUUCCUGGCCUCCCAGCCACCAGGUUGCCGAGAGCCCGGCACCUGUCACAAGCCGGUGGAGCAGCUGCAAGUGGAGGAUAUCGUGUCCAUCAUCAUGGGAGAUGCAGGUGACAGCCUGUUAGCCUCCUCCAUCCUGCGGCGCGCGGUGUCCACUGCGUUGCUGGCGUUGAGUCCACGGCUUUUGAAGUCGACCUUCGCGAAAGACCGCGUUCACUUGAUGACUGCUCUGCAGGCCAACCCCACCCGAACCGUGCAGGAGAUCAGUCGCAACGUGGACACCUUGAGCAUCACCCGCGCGCGGACGGUGCCGAAGGUGCCGGUGGACGAGGCGAAGAUGAAAAACAUGGGAGAUCUCAUGUCUCAUUGGUACAAAACGCGGCUAGAUCAUCGACAGAACGCUGGCAAUAAGACCUUGGGCAUGAAGGCAGACAAGCGACAAAAGCAAUUUGUGAAAUGGGUCUUGGAGCAGAAGGACAUCGACUGUAUUAUCGUCGCGGGACACUCUCUGUGGUUCCGGGAGUUCUUCAAAAGCUUCAUGCCCAAGAGCUCCACACACGCGGCGAAGACGACGAAGAUGGUGAACUGCGGAGUGGUGGCCUUUGACUUGUACCGCACCGUCCAGCACAGUACGGAAGUCAUUCGCAUCCCUCCGGAGAGCAUCAAGGAGAUCUACGGCGGCUUCGAGGGGAAAGGGAAGAAGAAGAAGGCUUGACGAGUGACGAGCUGUGAGCCCUUCGGGCCCUUCGGCGGGACAGCGACGAUGCUGGGCACGAUGCUGCUGUGCCCCUACAUGCCUGUCGUACAUCAUAGCUGAAAGGGUCCAAGAGUUGAGGGGUGCCACACCUGCCAAGCGAAGGG